Messenger RNA from Lachnellula hyalina, 2730 nucleotides. RefSeq names its product putative galactinol--sucrose galactosyltransferase. Bases 1 to 2730 code for a protein of 909 amino acids. Lineage: Eukaryota; Fungi; Ascomycota; Leotiomycetes; Helotiales; Lachnaceae. The transcript is spliced from 7 exons. The record is from RefSeq and is a predicted model, not a curated record.
AUGACAGAAGAAACGUUCAUAUCUGGGGCAGACGGCAACGAGGUCUUCCAGGCCAAGUACAUCCCCAAGCAGAAACCUCUUACCGCCGCAGAUCAUCCCAGCAUGAAGGCAUAUAUCUCUACCUUCCCAGCUUUGGGUCAGGUGACCCAGAUUGACAACCAUACUGCUGUCUUUACGGCUCUCCUCGAGGUCGACGACAGCCGGGCUGAAGAUCCAUGGCAGCUGUCAUUGUGGCAUUCUGCGGGCAAGGAAUGGCGAGAAGUUCCUAUGGCCCCUUUAAAGAACGCUUCAUCUCAACCUACGGCUCUUCAAAAAUCAAGUACCCAUUUUGGAAGUGCUCUUACAAAACUCUACUUCACCACCCCACUUGCAAUCCACCUUCCAACAAACUUCAGCAUCAAAUUUCGAAGCAGUUCAGACCAGUCGUGGAAAUGGGUAAGAGACCAUCAGGGAACUCAAGAAGGGGUUGUCAUGUUGAAGUCGGUCACGAGUCAAGAUGCACUCUUAAAUAAUUUGGGAGACUGCGUUGAGGGACUAAAUCUUGACUUGAAAGCGGAAAAUCACCGAAGCCAGAGUCCGGGUACUACUCUUUGGUCCGUGGAUGCUUCUAUUGCGGCGGCUGACGGGGAAAAAUCUACCUUUAAGGAUAUCAAAUUUGGUCUUCCUUGGGGAAAAGGGAAGUUUUUAAGAUGGUUUGCACUCAUUCGGAUCUGGUCUCCAUGGUUAGCACCGAGGCAAGGAAAGUCAACCUUCGGCUUAGAUAAAGAAGCAGUGAUGUGCUCUUUCCUGAGUGUGACUGGAAAACAUUUGGUCUUGAUGGGUAUCAGUGGCGUCGGAGAUGUCAUGACUCUGUUCACGAAUGACAGUGAUGGAAACGUCGUCUUACGUAUCCGGAAUGAUAGUCCAGAAGAUACAGUUGGACGUGUGCUAGUUGGCCUGGGCGAUGACUUCGAGUCCGCCAAUGCUGCCGUAAUGUACCAUGCGCGAGAUAUCGUAGCGGCGGGACCAACUGCCAGUGCCGAACAGCAAAAGGAAAUCGCCGCUUUGAACGAGGGCGAUGAAACUACAAAGGUUUGGGCUGAAAACUGGUAUGAUGGGCUGACUUAUUGCACUUGGAACGCCCUCGGGCAACGACUUACUGAAGACAAAGUUGUCAAAGCCGCAGAAGUUCUGAAAGAGAACAACAUCAAUGUCACGAACUUUAUUAUUGAUGAUAAUUGGCAGGCAAUUGACUACCGAGGCCACGGUCAGUUCCAGCACGGCUGGGACGAAUUCGAGGCUGAGAGAGAAGCUUUCCCGAAUGGCCUCAAAGGCGUUGUGACUAAAAUCAGAGAAAAGCUACCGAGUGUUCAACAUAUAGCUGUGUGGCAUGCUAUUUUAGGAUACUGGGGUGGUUUGGCGCCAGAAGGGAAGAUAGCCAAGACAUACAAAACCAUCGAGGUUAUCCGGGAAGACGGCCAACGAAGAAAUCUCCCGCUGGGUGGUAAAAUGACCGUCGUCGAUAAAAGAGAUGUCUCAAAGUUUUACGACGACUUUUAUAGCUUCCUUGCUUCGUGUGGUGUCGAUGCCGUUAAAACAGAUGCUCAAUUCAUGCUCGAUACUUUCGUCUCCGCGAAAGCUCGUCGAGAUUUAAUACCCACAUACCUCGAUGCAUGGACUGUCUCUACCCUUCGACAUUUCAGCGUAAAAGCAAUUUCCUGCAUGUCACAAACGCCACAGAUUCUCUUUCAUUCACAGCUUCCGCAGAAUAAACCACCAGUUCUGGUCCGAAAUUCCGAUGACUUCUUCCCAGAGAUCCCAACCAGUCAUCCAUGGCAUAUCUUCACCAAUGCACACAAUGCCCUUUUUACUCAACAUUUGAAUCUGAUACCUGAUUGGGACAUGUUUCAAACGGUUCAUGAUUACUCUGGUUUCCACGCGGCUGCUAGAUGUGUUAGUGGUGGCCCGAUCUACAUUACUGAUGUGCCUGGUGAACAUGAUCUUGAUCUCAUUGGGCAGAUGACUGGCCCUACUGUGCGGGGAAAGACGGUUAUUUUCAGACCUAGCAUUAUUGGCAAGAGUUUAAAUCCGUACAACGGAUAUGACGAUGAUCAAUUGUUAUUAGUCGGCACGUAUCACGGUGCAGCAGUCACAGGAACAGGAAUCAUCGGAUUCUUCAAUGUCUCCGGACGCCCUCUGAGCGAGCUCAUUCCUCUCUCCAAAUUCCCAGGCGUUAUCGAGGCACAAUACUACGUUGUCCGCGCCCACUCAAGCGGGCUUGUGACCAGGCCUCUACAAGUCGUCGAUGCCUCUGCUAUUAUUCACGUAUCUCUUGGUAUUCGAGGAUAUGAUAUCCUGUCCGCAUACCCACUUCGAGGUUUCGUGGACGAAAAGAAGAGCGAAACGACUUGGAUUGCGAACCUGGGUCUGUUGGGGAAGAUGGCUGGUGCUGCGGCGGUUGUGGAUAACAAGAUUACGAAGUUGGAGAAUGGGAAGAUCGUCAUUGAUACCAAUCUCAAAGCGCUUGGCGUUCUUGGCAUAUACAUCUCUACUCUACCCACAAUUUCGUGGAAGGACAAGCUCAUGAUUACAAUCCUCGGAAAGCCAAUACCAGUCCACACCAUUACUAUCAAUGAAGCCGACGAGCAUGUUCUCAACAUAGAUGUCGAGACGGCGUGGAAAGAACUCGAGCUGGUGAGUGGAUGGAGCAAUGAGGUUGAAGUGAAGAUAUACAUCAACCCGACGCACUAA